AUGCCACAAGAAAUUCGAAAUCAAUCAGUACCAGACGAACAACGGUUAAUGUAUUAUCUGCUCAUGGGAUAUGAGAAGUCUGUCCGGCCUGUCCGAAACGCCAGCAACCCAGUUGUUGUAGGAAUGGGUCUCACAAUGACUCAGAUUUUUGAUAUGGAUGAGAAAAAUCAAGUUCUCGUGACAAAUGCCUGGCUGGAUCAGGGCUGGCACGAUGAGUUCCUCAUGUGGGACCCCAAAGAAUUCAACAACAUUACCACGAUAAGAAUACCAUGUGACAAACUCUGGCUUCCUGAUAUCGUCCUUUAUAACAAUGCGGCUGAAUAUACUGAUGGAGUUAUGCCAGCAAACGCCAUGGUAAAAAAUAAUGGUGACGUGUUUUGGCCAGUACCAACGAAAUUACAAAGUUCCUGCAAGGUGGACGUGACUUAUUUUCCAUUUGAUGAUCAAAGUUGUAGAUUAAAAUUCGGAUCUUGGACAUAUGAUGGAUAUCAGGUAGAUAUAACGAACAGAUCUGAAGAGGUGGACCUCUCUAACUAUGUAGUUAACGGUGAAUGGGAGUUACUUCAGGUUAAAGUUGUGAGAAACGUUGUUAUUUAUCCAUGUUGCCCUGAACCGUUUCCGGAUGUGACGUUUUAUGUCCAUAUCCGGCGUCGAACGUUAUACUACAUGUACAAUGUUGUGUUUCCGUGUAUAAUGAUGUCAGCGUUAACACUACUCGUGUUUUGCCUGCCACCAGACUCGGGGGAGAAGAUUGCUUUGGGAAUCACAGUACUUCUGGCCUUUUCAGUAUUCAUGCUGGCGGUUGCGGAAAAUCUGCCGGAAACAUCAGAAUUCGUACCGCUCAUAAGUAUAUAUCUGACCAUUGUGAUGACCUUAACGUCCCUGUCUGUCAUGAUGACUGUAUUUGUGCUGAAUCUACACCACAGGGGCCCUAACAGAGUGGAAGUUCCACCAUGGAUUCGAAGCCUUUGUUUGGGAAGAAUGCAAUCCAUAUUUUGCAUUAACGACGAUAAAAAAUGUAACACUUAUCUUACACCAAGAGAGUCAAAAUUCAUACGAACCAUGUCCUUAAAGGUGACUCUGGACAACAUUGCCCAGGAACUUCAAAAUGAAAUCCAGAUGGAGAACGGAAUGGCGGAUACUGUUGUUACUGAACGAGAGGGUACCACCAUACACGAUCACCGUCAUAGUGACGGACGCUUUAAUGGUGACGGUCGCUUUAAUGCGGGUUCCAGCGACUCAAUAAGGCGUCACCAUCGCCCACCCUUAACACGGGGUCAUUCUAAUAAUAAAUCGCACGACGAAAUUAUACAAGCUUUAAAACGAAUUCUCGAAAAGCAUGAGAAAGAAGAUAGAGACUAUGAGGUGGUGCAAGAUUGGCGAAGGGUUGCUCAAGUUGUGGACAGAGUUUUGUUCUGGAUAUUUUUCCUGGGAACUUUUUCUUCAACAUUGAUUAUCCUUGUCAUCACUCCUGCCUCAAAAUAAGCGAGACUCUGUUUAUGCCAAAACGGUUUCAAAAGUCCUGUUUGUUUCGUUUUUGCUUUGAUGAUUGUG
Ylistrum balloti is the source of this 1554-nucleotide messenger RNA. Its product is annotated as neuronal acetylcholine receptor subunit alpha-10-like. Gene Ontology annotation, biological process: signal transduction; regulation of membrane potential; chemical synaptic transmission. Lineage: Eukaryota; Metazoa; Mollusca; Bivalvia; Pectinida; Pectinidae. The record is from RefSeq and is a predicted model, not a curated record. Gene Ontology annotation, cellular component: postsynaptic membrane; neuron projection; synapse. The transcript is spliced from 5 exons. The coding region runs from base 1 to 1485 and encodes 494 amino acids. Gene Ontology annotation, molecular function: acetylcholine-gated monoatomic cation-selective channel activity; transmembrane signaling receptor activity.